Molecule: messenger RNA, 1346 nt
Organism: Paramuricea clavata
Lineage: Eukaryota; Metazoa; Cnidaria; Anthozoa; Malacalcyonacea; Plexauridae
Source: the annotation of a GenBank genome assembly
AAAAUGCACCUGUGGACGAGUAUAACCUUGAUCGUUUAGAAAAGAUUCCAUCACCCCAUUACAUAUUAAAAGCUGUGGAUCAACUCCCACCCCAUGUUAGAAAACAGGAUAUAGAAAGAGUAUUGUCUAAAGGUAGAUCUCAAACUGGAGGACUUGAUACUGAAAUUAUGAUCAAGGAAAAUGCAAGAGUUAUGCUUACAAAUAAUGUAGAUAUCAUAGACCGAUUAAUAAAUGGCCAGUUAGGUACAGUGGUCAGAGUUGCUGUUGACAGUGUAAGCAAUAAACCCUCUACUAUUUUUGUUAAAUUUGAUGACAGAAAUGCUGGAAUUUCUGCUAUUCAAAAGUCCUCCAGUAGUUUUGCGAGAGAAAACAGUGUUGUUCCCAUCCAACCUGUGCUAGCAAGAAUUAAAGUCAGACCUGGAAAGCCAUCAUCUCCUGAAAUACAAAGACUACAAUUUCCUUUAACUCUUGCAUGGGCAUGCACUGUGCAUAAAGUACAAGGAUUAACUCUGGACAAUAUUGUUGUUAGUUUUGAUUUAAAAAGGCAAAGGUAUUUUAACCAUGGUCAAGUGUAUGUAGCACUGAGUCGAGCAACAUCUUUAAAUGGCCUACAUAUUCUAGGAACUCUUGAAAAUAAGCAUAUUCGAGCAAAUCCAAAAGUCCAGGAAGAAUAUGAAAGAUUGCGCGAAAUUUCAAAUCUCCAACCACAACUAACAACUGCAGACUUAUCUAACAAAGAUACUUUCUCUAUUUGUAUUUUGAAUAUCAGAUCAUUUAAGAAACACAGUUUGGACUUAAUUAAUGACCCAAUCUUGUCAAAAUGUGACAUACUUGCACUUACAGAGACGCAGCUUUCAAGCAAUGUUGAAAAUUGUGAAAUGAACUUGAUUCUAAAAGAUUUUUCUCUGCACAGACAAGAUCAUCAUUCGGAUAAGUUCUUAAGUUUAGCUGUCUGCUACAAAGAAACUGUUACACUUAAUGAAACAGAAUAUUUCAGUUCAAUAAAUGGUUUAAAAUUUGUAAUUUAUAUAUCAGGUAAUAAUUUAUCUUUAUCCUGCUUAUUACUUUAUCGUAAGCAUGGAGGUAACAUUCAGCAGUUCAUAGCUGGCCUAGAUUACAUAAUAAGAAGCUGUGAUAUUGAUAUUAUAUUUGGUGAUUUUAAUAUUGAUUAUUUUAAUGAUAACAGUAAUUCUUCAUUGAAAGAACUUGCUGAGUCUUUAAACUAUGUGCAACUUGUAAAUAAACCAACAUUUAUUUCAUCCGGAAGUGUUCUAGAUCAUGUUUAUGUAAAACAGUCAAUAUGCAACACAAUAGAAGCAAAUGUUGUUAAGUGUAUAUUAUUCUGA